Postia placenta MAD-698-R-SB12 is the source of this 2175-nucleotide messenger RNA. RefSeq lists its product as hypothetical. The transcript is spliced from 16 exons. Gene Ontology annotation, biological process: protein phosphorylation. Gene Ontology annotation, molecular function: protein kinase activity; ATP binding. The record is from RefSeq and is a predicted model, not a curated record. NCBI's taxonomy places the organism in Eukaryota, Fungi, Basidiomycota, Agaricomycetes, Polyporales, Adustoporiaceae. Bases 1 to 2175 code for a protein of 724 amino acids.
AUGCGCCCACCGAACCAGCUAGGUGGGGUAUCCGCUCUGCCCGGCGGUCCCGAUCAGCGCCCGGGCUCUACGCAAGCUAUCCUAGAAACGAUGGCACAAGCCCUGAUUGUGAUUCCUCCUGGCCCGCUGCAAGACGCUGUAUCAGAAGUCAGAAAACUAACCAGGAACUUUCAUUGGCUGCAAUGCGACGAGCAGGUAGAGGGGUUUCUGAAGUUGUGUACGGAUGUGGGGUGUGCGUUCACGAGACUGGAUCGCUCUCCCGGCAAGCGCCUCCAGAUUGAUGACAUCAUCAUGUUUCUGGGAACCAACCCACAAUUCUUCGCUUAUACUCGGAUAGAACUCCCUGAACAAUUAGUGGUCGACGAAAAUCCUCUGUAUUACGGUGGAUUCGCAGACGUCUUCCUUGCUCGUGACGGCACAAAGAAGCUGGCUUUGAAGAAGCUGCGUAUCUCAGAGAGCGAGAGACACGAUAAGCGUAUAAUUCGGGACUUCUCACGCGAGAUUCUGUGCUGGAAAUUCCUGCACCAUCCAAACAUUAAUAAGCUCGUGGGGGCCUCCUUAGACUCGUUCUCUAUGUUGUCUCCAUGGAUGGAGAAUGGGAAUGUGCCAAGCUACAUUCACGACACUCCUGAUGUGGAUUGGAUCGGUCUGCUAUGGUUUGGUACACGGCGACCUCAAAUGUACGAUAAACGCGCAUGCCUCACUGACUUCGGUCUCUCGCGGCUAAUGGUGCUCGUCGAUGCAAGCGCUAUGGGGCUCUCAGGGAUGGGUACAUGCUACAUGAUGGCACCAGAGCUAUUCGACCCUGAGAGUUAUGCACGCAAGCAUGCCUGGCCAACCAAGCAGACUGAUGUGUACGCUCUGGCAAUGGUCAUGUUCGAGGUUAUGGCUGGCUAUGUCCCGUGGGGGAAAGAGAGCGAACAUCGGAUCAUUUACAAGGUCAUUUCUGGUCAUCGACCACAGCGAACAGACCCGAAGCCGUAUCGCCGACACUCCGAUGUCAUAUGGAAGCUGAUGGAGCGAUGUUGGGACCAAGAUUGGCGAAAACGCCCGACGACCACAGAGAUCUUGCGGCAGUUGAAGAAUGUUCACGAUGUCUCGCGUCGUGCUUGCACUCAGUCUCUGCUAUCAGCCGCAGAAGAGCUACCUGCUUGGAAGUGGGGUCAUCGUCGAGGGUGUCUGGAGCGUAUGUCUCAGCGGGCAUCACUUUCAGUCAUCGUGAAUAAUGGAUAUGCCAGGUUCUGUGAAGCAAAGAUGCGAAGACCACCAGAUACAGGAUGGUACGAGCGUGUCGUCGUCGGGCUAAACAGCACAAGACGACGGCCUCAGUUCACGCUCGUGCAAGGGAGCAAGACUGAUGGUGUCAGCGCGAACGGCGCAGUAUAUCGCAUGCUAGGAACGGCGGAACAGGGCGACGGAAAGUGCUCCAACAUACUCACAGGUGCAUUCACCUUAGAGUAUGAUCCUACAACCAAUGGCUUCUGGAAAAGUGGUCAUAACCCCAGAUGGCCGUACGGUAUCGAGCUCCUCGGGUUGCUCUUGAUGGAGGCGCCAUCUCUGAAGCAUCUCUGCCUUGAGAACUUCGAGGAAUUGCUCUGGAUGCAUGAGCCGCUCGGACAGGUCGUCACCAGGUUUCGUGAACUCACCUCACUGACAUUACGCGUCGGCUGGGGUCCUAUACUCACCAGUGCUGCGUUAGCCAACGUGACAUCGCUUCUGAUAGAGGGCUUCCAAGCAGAGGAUCUGCAACUCGAGACUGAGGUUGAAGUGGAGGAUGCCCCCAUUCUGAUGGAUUCGUACAUACGCCGUCUGGAGAUAUGGUUGGCUCAUCUGCCUCUAUGUCAAUUCGUCCGCUUCUUCCCCAACGUUCGGCAGUUCCUCCGCGACAUUUUCAAUAAGCCAUCGCUGGACCUGGCGAAGGCAAAAGUAGCCGACAUCGUUACGUGUCCAAUCAAGUGUCCAAUGUACCACCUCGAUCUGGAUGCCACAACCGACGCCGAGAGCAAGGCAAUGCCUUUGGGAAGGAAACUGGCUACAAUCGUACAAAGUAUACAUGACACGUCUCCCGUCGUGCUUACGGUUGAAUUGAAGAGCGGGCUCCCCUGGAGUUGUUCCGUUCAGACCUUAUUAUCGACUGCAUCGCGCAGAACCGCAAGCUCAUUCCCUGCAGAUUGA